Molecule: messenger RNA, 1096 nt
Organism: Mytilus californianus (California mussel)
Lineage: Eukaryota; Metazoa; Mollusca; Bivalvia; Mytilida; Mytilidae
Product: cysteine-rich motor neuron 1 protein-like
Exons: 7
Coding region: 40-1032 (330 amino acids)
Molecular function (GO): serine-type endopeptidase inhibitor activity
Source: RefSeq, a predicted model, not a curated record
GAAUUUUUAAACCGAGGGCUGUAAUUAAGAAACACAAAAAUGAAAAGCUUUAUCAUUUGUUUGAUUAUAAUUGUUUACACAGUAUCAGAGUCAUCUGCAUUUCUAAUAAACUUCUGUCCACCAUUACUGUGUUUUCAACGUUGUAUAAAUGGAUAUGUAUUAAAUUCUAGAGGAUGUCGGACCUGUACAUGUAUUUCUGGGAGCAGUAAAAGUAAUAUUGCUACUUCCAUGAAAUCACCGAUUAUUGGUCCCCAGACAGGUGGCAGCCAACAGAUGAGUGGAAUGUUUGGUCCACAGGCCAAUAUUCAAGGAUCAUCCUAUCACAAUCCGUGUACUCCAAGUCAGGCGUUUUGUAUACUGAGGUGUGAGAAGUAUAUGACUGGUGCUAGUGGUUGUCAGUACUGUCUUUGUGACGACAGUAUACCAGAUGCAACAACAUUGCCGACAACUGUGGUCCAUCAUACUUCUGUUCCUCUAAUAAACCCGUGUAUUUCCUCUGAGACCACGUGUGAUAAAUCCUGUAACUACGGCUUUCUGAUUGGUCCAAACAAUUGCCAGUAUUGCUUAUGCUCACCAUAUGUUCAAAGAAUAACAACUGAAACACCUUCGACUUUAAACAACGCAUGCAUACCUAGCCAGAAGUGUACUCUUAAGUGUGAACAUGGAUAUGUCCAUGGACCCAGUGGUUGUCAAUACUGUUUAUGUGCGCCCAAUGCAACGCAAUCUGUACCCACCACACAGGGUCCAAGAAAAUUAUAUAGCAACGUUAACACAAUGAGUGAAAAAUGUGUAAUAGCAAUAGCUAUCUGCCAGGUGAAGUGUAAGAAAGGUUUUAUGACAGACAAAAAUGACUGUACGUUCUGCACGUGCAAGGCAGAUAUUGAAGCGGCAUUGCACCUUACCAAGUCAGUAGAACCAAUAAUCAAACUGAUGAAACCUUGUGUUCAGGAAUUCGACACGUGUAACAUCUUUUGUGCGCAUGGAUAUCUACGUGGUCCAGACAACUGUCAAUUCUGUGCAUGCUCUCACUGAGAGAGAGGCUGGUGGCGAAGAACAAAUACAAUGACUUUUGAAUAAUAAAUGAUCUGAUUCCGUU